Molecule: messenger RNA, 758 nt
Organism: Scleropages formosus (Asian bonytongue)
Lineage: Eukaryota; Metazoa; Chordata; Actinopteri; Osteoglossiformes; Osteoglossidae
Gene: myoz2b
Product: myozenin 2b
Exons: 4
Coding region: 16-711 (231 amino acids)
Cellular component (GO): actin cytoskeleton; Z disc
Molecular function (GO): FATZ binding; actin binding; telethonin binding
Source: RefSeq, a predicted model, not a curated record
CCCGUAGGUGAUACCAUGGACCUGGGGAAGAAGCUCAGUGUGCCCAAAGACAUCAUGUUGGAGGAGCUCUCCCUGCUAUCCAACAGGGGGUCGCGCCUUUUCAAGAUGCGCCAGAGGAGGUCUGAGAAGUACACCUUUGAAAGCAUUCAGAAUGAAGCCAACACUCUGAUGAACAAUGGCGUUCAAGCUCAGAACAGUGAAAUGGUUGAAAGUAAGUCUGACGGCAGUGGUCUGGAUACAAAGACACCACCCAACACGCCUGACCCAAGGACCCCUCCACACCCCGACAAUAUUGCCCCUGGUUACGGUGGCCCCCUGAAGGACGUUCCUCCUGAGAAGUUCAACACCACAGCUGUGCCCAAAUCCUAUCACUCUCCCUGGGAGCAGGCCAUCAUCAACGACCCUGCUUUGGCUGAAACCCUCCACCCUAAGAUGCCUGUUCCAGAACCCCAGCCAGAAGGUCCAGAGUACAAGAGCUUCAAUCGGGUGGCCACACCAUAUGGAGGGUUUGACAAGGCCCCCCGGGGUAUUACAUUCAAAAUACCGGAUCUGGACCUGAAUCCUCCCAAGUACCCUGAGCUCCAGGACCCCAGGGCCAAGCGACCCAGCUUCAACAGGACAGCACAGGGCUGGGUGUCCGAUGGCACCGCUCUCAUCCUGCCUACUGUGACCGUGGAAUCCCUAGCCAUACCUGAGUCUGACGACCUCUGAAAUCAUGCCAGCAUUGCAAGAAAAAAAAACCUGUCAUGCCACACCAU